AUGGCAUCACCCCAGUCCCCCGACCCCGCCCCGGCAGUCCGCCCCGCCCCGCCGGUGACGGUCCGGAAAUACCACCCACCCCUCGGUCUGGACUGGGUCGUGAUAGCCGGCAUGACAGCCUACAUCGCCAGCUUCGCGCUCGUCCACCUCUGCGGUCUCGGCAGCAGCCCCUCCCCCCCACCACCCGGGUCCCCAUCGUCAUUCGCCGCCGCCCUUCUGGAGGCGACCGGCUUCCCCGGCGGCGCGCCCGGGUUCCGGCGCCUCGUUGACGCCAUUGCGGCGCCCGUCCUGGCCAUCCACGUCGCCGAGGCGUGGUGGAUGGACCGCUCGCGCCUGGCGGCGCACGGCGUGGCCCGGGGCACGGCCGUCUGGUGGGCGUGGGUAGGCGGGUGCCUGGUCGAGGGGGUCACGGCGUUCCGGAGGUUCGACCGCGUCGUCGCUGCGCUUGAGGAGGAGAGGGGGAGGGGGAGGGGGAAGGGAGGGGAGCGGCGGGGGAGUUGA
Molecule: messenger RNA, 501 nt
Organism: Phialemonium atrogriseum
Lineage: Eukaryota; Fungi; Ascomycota; Sordariomycetes; Cephalothecales; Cephalothecaceae
Exons: 1
Coding region: 1-501 (166 amino acids)
Source: RefSeq, a predicted model, not a curated record